This is a messenger RNA of Pestalotiopsis fici W106-1, 183 nucleotides long. RefSeq lists its product as uncharacterized. The transcript is spliced from 2 exons. Bases 1 to 183 code for a protein of 60 amino acids. NCBI's taxonomy places the organism in Eukaryota, Fungi, Ascomycota, Sordariomycetes, Amphisphaeriales, Sporocadaceae. The record is from RefSeq and is a predicted model, not a curated record.
AUGCCUGGCCCCGACUUCCAGCAACAGCCUCCCAUGGAGAUGGGUCCCGGCCCUGGUGGCCCCGGCGUUGUCAGCCAGCCUCCCCCCAUGGAGCCCCAGCCCGACAUGGAACUCCGCGGUGGUGAGGAGGCCGGCUGCGAGAUCUGCUGCGGUCUCUGCGCCUGCCAGGAGGGUUGCUGCUAA